Molecule: messenger RNA, 691 nt
Organism: Tauraco erythrolophus (red-crested turaco)
Lineage: Eukaryota; Metazoa; Chordata; Aves; Musophagiformes; Musophagidae
Source: RefSeq, a predicted model, not a curated record
GUUCAUGAACCACCCAGCUCCAGCAAACAGCCGCUACAAACCCACUUGCUAUGAACACGCUGCUAACUGUUACACACAUGCAUUCCUCAUUGUUCCUGCGAUUGUGGGUAGUGCCCUUCUCCACCGGCUUUCCGACGACCGAUGGGAAAAGAUAACAGCAUGGAUGUAUGGCAUGGGGCUCUGCGCGCUCUUCAUCGUCUCCACAGUAUUUCAUAUCGUUUCUUGGAAAAAGAGUCAUUUGAGGACAAUGGAGCAUUGCUUCCACAUGUGUGACAGAAUGAUGAUCUAUGUCUUCAUUGCGGCAUCAUAUGCCCCAUGGUUAAAUCUGCGUGAGCUUGGACCUCUAGCAUCUCAUAUGCGUUGGUUUAUCUGGCUGAUGGCUGCUGGAGGAACUAUUUACGUAUUUCUCUACCAUGAAAAGUAUAAGAUCGUUGAACUCUUUUUCUAUUUAGCAAUGGGAUUUUCUCCUGCUCUGGUGGUGACUUCCAUGAGCAACACCGAUGGACUUCAGGAGGUUGCCUGGGGAGGCUUGAUCUACUGUCUGGGCGUGGUGUUCUUCAAGAGCGAUGGAGUCAUUCCGUUUGCCCAUGCCAUCUGGCACAUGUUUGUGGCCACAGCAGCUGCUGUUCAUUACUAUGCCAUUUGGAAGUACCUUUACAGAAGUCCUGCAGACAUAAUUCGUCACUUGUGA